Phragmites australis (common reed) is the source of this 1993-nucleotide messenger RNA. Its product is annotated as probable thiamine biosynthetic bifunctional enzyme, chloroplastic. The transcript is spliced from 9 exons. NCBI's taxonomy places the organism in Eukaryota, Viridiplantae, Streptophyta, Magnoliopsida, Poales, Poaceae. Gene Ontology annotation, cellular component: chloroplast. Gene Ontology annotation, molecular function: phosphomethylpyrimidine kinase activity; thiamine-phosphate diphosphorylase activity; hydroxymethylpyrimidine kinase activity. Bases 68 to 1687 code for a protein of 539 amino acids. The record is from RefSeq and is a predicted model, not a curated record. Gene Ontology annotation, biological process: thiamine biosynthetic process.
GCUAAAACAUAAAAUUCCCAAUUGAAAAAGUUUGACUCCCAAUCCUCGAAGGCAUAAAGCCCUCUCGAUGGCGUCCGCGCCGCCACCACUCCUCGCCCCGCACCGCCCCUCCACCACCGCCACCCGCCUCUUCACCUCCCCCUCCUCCUCGCCGCGGACCCGGCCACGCAGGCUCGUUGCGGCGGCGGCCCGCUCGAUGCCUUGGCCGCACGUGCUGACGGUGGCCGGCUCCGAUUCCGGCGCCGGCGCGGGCGUCCAAGCCGACAUCAAGGCCUGCGCGGCCCUCGGCGCUUACUGCUCCACCGUCAUCACCGCCGUCACGGCGCAGAACACCGUCGGCGUCCAGGGGGUCCACGCGGUGCCAGAGGAGUUCGUCGAGGAGCAGCUCCGGUCGGUUCUCUCGGACAUGUCGGUGGACGUGGUGAAAACAGGGAUGCUCCCUUCAGCUGGAGUAGUUAAAGUUCUGUGUGAGAGUCUCAGGAAGUUUCCAGUCAAAGCUUUGGUGGUGGAUCCGGUCAUGGUAUCCACAAGUGGACAUACUCUUUCAGGACCAUCUUCUCUCGCUAAAUAUAGGGAUGAACUGUUUUCUAUGGCUGAUAUAGUCACUCCUAAUGUGAAAGAAGCGUCAAAAUUACUUGGGAAUGUUUCAUUGCAAACAGUUUCUGACAUGCGCAGCGCAGCUGAAUCCAUCUACAGUUUUGGUCCAAAACAUGUACUUGUGAAAGGUGGGGAUAUGCCUGAUUCGUCAGAAGCAAUUGAUGUAUUUUUUGAUGGUAAGGAGUUCAUUGAACUUCGUGGCCAGCAUAUAAAGACCCGUAACACACAUGGAACUGGUUGCACUUUAGCUUCAUGUAUAGCUGCUGAAUUAGCAAAAGGUGCACCAAUGCUGCAUGCUGUUCAGGACGCAAAGAAAUUUGUGGAAUCUGCUCUUUAUCACAGUAAAGAUCUUGUGAUUGGGAAUGGACCUCAAGGCCCUUUUGACCACCUCUUCAGGCUCAAGUCUCCCUUAUACAAGAUGGGAUCACUGCACAAGUUCAAUCCAGAUGACAUCUUCCUGUAUGCAGUGACAGACUCUGGGAUGAACAAGAAGUGGGGUCGUUCAAUAAAAGAUGCCGUGAAGGCUGCCAUUGAAGGAGGUGCUACCAUUGUCCAACUGAGAGAAAAAGAUGCUGAAACACGGGAGUUUCUGGAAGCUGCCAAGGCUUGCAUGGAAAUCUGCAGGUCCAGUGGGGUGCCUCUACUGAUCAAUGAUCGCAUAGACGUUGCCCUGGCAUGUAACGCUGAUGGCGUCCAUGUUGGUCAAUCAGACAUGCCGGCAUGGGAAGUGCGGGAGCUCCUGGGACCAGGAAAAAUCAUCGGUGUCUCGUGCAAGACCCCCACUCAAGCCGAGCAGGCCUGGAAGGACGGAGCAGACUACAUUGGCUGUGGUGGUGUCUUCCCAACCACAACUAAGGCGAACAAUCCCACCUUGGGGUUUGAGGGCUUGAAGGCCGUGUGCUCAGCGUCAAAGUUGCCUGUGGUGGCCAUCGGUGGCAUCAAUCCCACAAAUGCAGGUUCAGUGAUGGACCUCAGCCUCCCAAAUCUCAAAGGUGUCGCUGUGGUCUCUGCUCUGUUUGACCGAGAAUGUGUCACAACCGAGACAAAACACCUCAGAUCGAUCCUGAUGAAUGCUUGCUCCAGAUCCUAGAGCUAGCUGACAAGUCUUCACUCUUCCUUUGUGCAGGGAGAUUUGUUUUCACUUCUAAUCAAGUGUUUCUUAUUCCCUUUGUCAAAAGAGAAAAAUGUGUUCUGCUGUUCAAUAAUUGGAGACAAUUCCCUUGAAAAGGAAUAAUUUGGAGACAAUUCCCUCAAAAAAGAAUAAUUUGGAGACAUUUCAGCAACUGAACUUGUAAUAAUAAACGAAAAAUGCAUCAAAUUCAUAGAUGAUGCAAGGGAAUGUUUUUUCAUUUUUGGAAUCAAUUUGACAUCAGGUAUAAUUUGAAGUAUGACCGUA